AUGCCAGCACUCGCGCGCAGGUUCUUGAUCUGGGCGACGGUGGACGGGCUGGUCCUGCAAGCCCACGGCCCUGCUGACCAUCAGAAAACCAUCCAGAUUGACUAUCAACGGCGACAACUCAAGGAGAUUCCCAACAGUAACGCCGAGCCUCGACAGGGUGUUGCGCUAGAAUCUCACGGCAUAAUUGGCCUGCUUUCGGUCGCCUCGACGUCCUUUCUCAUUGCCAUCACACAGCGGGAACAAGUCGCUCAGAUUUAUGGGAAGCCUGUCUUUGUCAUCACCGACAUUGCCCUCCUCCCUCUGUCGUCGCAGACGGACGCCGACAAAGCCAUCAAUGCAGCGACCGCGACCACAUCGCCAGGCUCGACCGCAUCUACUACAGACUCCGACUCCGAGUUGAGUGAUCCUGGAGAGGACGACGACGAUAGCCUGUCUAGUGAUGCCGAGCCCAAGGCGCCUAUAGCCGGAAAGCAGACGCUACAGCGAAGCUCGAGUGUCACGAGCAUCGCCAAAGAUGUCUGGGUUAACCGUGGCCAAUAUGGACGAUUUGCUUCUCAAUGGUUCUCGAGGAGGGGCUGGGGCGUGGAUAGAAGUGGUCCAAAGCCGCCUGUGUCUUCGGAUGCGGAUCCAACGUCUGAAGGCGAUGCAGCCGCUGCUGUAAACCUCCCGGAAGCAAAGCACGACGCGCCAGAAUCUGAACAGACUCGAGCAGCGGAGCAGAUCAUGGCCGGCGGUUCCGUCCAAGACGCUCUGCCCAAGAUUCUCCGAACCACCAAAAUGAUCUUGACGUCCGGCAGCUUUUUCUUUUCGUACGAUAUCGAUCUCACCAGACGACUGUCAGUUAUGACGGGCACGUCAAAGGCGCCAUCUGCGGACUCUCUUGACCCGUUGUAUUUCUGGAAUAGACGCCUGGCAGCACCUUUCUUGGACGCCCGACAAGACUCAUUAUUGAUGCCGAUUCUGCAGGGGUUCGUGGGACAGAGAUCAUUCGUGGUCAAGAAAUCCGAAGCGCGCGACGAAGCAUCAGCAGAUGUGGUGUCAGCUGAGGAUGGCAAAGCCUCUACAGGUGUGGACCAGGCACUCAACCAGGCGAAGCAGAGCCUUGCGAGCGUGGAUGGGGAGACCCAGGAUUAUCUCCUCACGCUGAUCUCUCGUCGAUCGGUCAAACGAUCGGGGCUACGUUAUCUAAGACGAGGAAUCGACGACGAAGGGAAUUGCGCCAAUGCCGUGGAAACCGAGCAGAUCUUAUCGGGCCCGGACUGGUCUCCCACCCGGGGGAUACGAUCUUUCGUGCAGAUCCGGUGCUCUAUCCCUCUGUACUUCUCGCAGUCGCCGUACGCGCUCAAGCCAACCCCAAUGCUCCAUCAAUCCGCCUCCAAGAAUGAGAUGGCAUUCAAAAGGCAUUUCCAGGACCUCAAGAGGCGGUAUGGGGGUGUUCAGGUUGUAGCACUGGUGGACAAACAUGGAAGCGAGGCCGUUAUUGGCGAUGCAUUCGAGAAAACCUUCCGCUCUAUGCAGGAAUCGCGUCAACUUGACGGUGUCCAGUUCGAAUGGUUUGACUUCCAUUCCGAAUGUCGCGGCAUGAAGUUCGAGAACGUGUCGAAAUUGGUGCAGAAAAUUGAGGACACGAUCAACGGGUACGGUGAGACCGUCAUCUCGUCAAAGGGAGUCGAAGUCACGCAAUCCGGGGUCAUUCGCACCAACUGCAUGGACUGUUUGGACAGGACGAAUGUGGCGCAAAGUGCUUUUGGGCAGUACAUGUUGCAGAAAGACCUCGGUCAGGAGGGAUUCGAGAUCGAUCUCCUUCACGACGAAAGUACGACCUGGUUCAACACGCUGUGGGCUGACAACGGGGACGCGAUAUCGCGACAAUAUGCUUCGACAGCGGCGUUAAAAGGUGAUUUCACCCGCACUCGCCGGCGCAAUUACCGAGGGGCAUUGAACGAUUUCAGCUUGACCUUGACCCGCUACUACAACAACAUGGUCAACGACUACUUCUCUCAGGCAGUCAUAGAUGUCCUGCUGGGCAACAUGUCGUGGAAGAUUUUCGAGGAUUUCGAGAGUACGAUGAUGAACGUGGAUCCUGGAAUAUCAAUCGAUCAAGUGAGGGAGACGGCCAUUGAGAACUGCGCCAAGCAGGUCAUUCAAGAUACGGACGAAGAUCUCAUUCAUGGAUGGACGAUGCUGACUCCGGCGCAUGAUAACACCUUGCGAACACUCCCGUUUGAAGAGGCCGUAGUUCUCUUGACAGAUGCGGCCAUCUAUUGUUGCAGAUUUGACUGGACGACUGAGAAGCUCGCGUCGUUCGAGAAGAUUGAUAUACGCUCAGUCUCGAAAAUCAAGUACGGGACAUACAUCACCUCGACAUUCAGUGAACGACAAACGAACGAAGAGCUGAAUGCGGGCGUGGUGAUCAUCUACCAGCCCGGCAAGGGCAAUACCAUUCGAACCAACACUCGGUCCUUGCAAAACUACGUUGCCCCGAACCAUGAAGUCGACGGCGGCACCGGCAUUCUCUCCUGGCUGAGUCCCAGCUCGCCGGCGUCGUCAAAAACGCUGGCACUGAAAGUAAUCCCCGCCAGCACGCACUCAGAUGCGCCACAUCAACAUCGCAGCCAGACGCCUCUUGCGGUGGCCGAAAACAUUGCGGAGGAGAUCCGCAGGGCCAUUCUGGGGGGUUCGGCCGCAGCAGACCGGGAAGCAAAGACAGAAGAGCUUGUAGAGAAGCAGGACAUCAUCUCGCUGGAGGAAGCGAAGAAGCGUACGGGGUAUUUUGAACAGCUGGGAUACACGAUCAAGAAGAUGGUAUGGUCGUAG
Messenger RNA from Capronia coronata CBS 617.96, 2817 nucleotides. RefSeq lists its product as uncharacterized. NCBI's taxonomy places the organism in Eukaryota, Fungi, Ascomycota, Eurotiomycetes, Chaetothyriales, Herpotrichiellaceae. Gene Ontology annotation, biological process: phosphatidylinositol dephosphorylation. Gene Ontology annotation, cellular component: endoplasmic reticulum. The record is from RefSeq and is a predicted model, not a curated record. Gene Ontology annotation, molecular function: phosphatidylinositol-4-phosphate phosphatase activity. Bases 1 to 2817 code for a protein of 938 amino acids. The transcript has 3 exons.